AUGAGCGCCAACGGCCCUGUUCCACCUACGGCGCCUCCUGCAGCCUCGGUGGCCGUACCGGUGCCCAUACCUUCAGUGAUACCGGUGGGCUCGCUGGCACAGAAGAAGCGGCAGCAGUAUGCCAAGAGCAAAAAGCAGGGAAGUUCGGCCAACACGCGGCCACAGAGAGCUCUCUUCUGCCUCAACCUCAACAACCCCAUACGCCGGGCUUGUAUUAGCCUCGUGGAAUGGAAGCCAUUUGAUAUCUUUAUAUUGAUAGCGAUUUUCGCCAACUGCAUGGCCUUAGCUGUAUACAUCCCCUUUCCUCAGGAUGACUCCAACUCAACCAACCAUGACCUAGAAACAGUCGAAUAUGCCUUCCUUAUCAUUUUCACGAUCGAAACCUUCCUGAAGAUUAUAGCGUAUGGCUUGGUGAUGCAUCAGAAUGCGUAUGUUCGAAAUGGAUGGAACAUGCUGGAUUUCGUCAUUGUUGUCAUAGGGUUGUUUAGUGUUGUCUUGGAAGUUUUGACCAAAGAUGCAGAGAAGGAUGUUGCUAAAGCACUCCCGCCCGUGCAUGGCCAUGGAGGAAAAUCAGGAGGUUUUGAUGUCAAAGCCCUUAGAGCCUUUCGUGUGCUGCGACCGCUUCGCCUGGUCUCUGGAGUGCCCAGUUUACAGGUGGUGCUGAACUCCAUCAUUAAAGCCAUGGUUCCUCUCCUUCACAUAGCUCUGCUGGUUCUUUUCGUCAUUAUCAUCUAUGCCAUCAUUGGACUUGAGCUUUUCAUCGGAAAAAUGCAUGCUACCUGUUACUUUCAAGGGACAGAGAUAACAGAGGAUGAACCUGCUCCAUGUGCUGUUAAUGGUCAUGGCCGUACAUGCACCAUUAACAGCACAGAAUGCAAGGAGGGCUGGCACGGACCCAAUGGAGGAAUCACAAACUUCGACAACUUUAUGUUUGCCAUGCUAACUGUGUUUCAGUGCAUAACCAUGGAGGGCUGGACAGAUGUACUUUACUGGAUGAAUGAUGCUAUGGGGUUGGAGCUGCCGUGGGUGUACUUUGUCAGUUUGGUCAUCUUCGGCUCUUUCUUCGUCCUGAACCUGGUUCUGGGUGUGUUGAGCGGAGAGUUCUCUAAAGAACGAGAGAAGGCGAAGGCUCGUGGAGACUUUCAGAAACUACGUGAGAAACAACAGCUGGAAGAAGAUCUGAAAGGUUAUUUGGACUGGAUCACACAGGCAGAAGACAUCGACCCGGAGAACGAGGAGGAAGAGGAGGAUGCCAAACGCAACCGGGUUACACUGGCCAGCCUAAUGGAGAAGAAGAAGAAAGGGUUUGGCUGGUUCAGCCAGUCCUCUGAUACUCAUGCAAGUAUGCCAGCGAGCGAGACGGAGUCAAUGAAUACAGAAAAUGAAAAAGGAGAGGACGAGAAGGGGACAUGUUGCGGUCCAACAUGUCAAAAAAUUUCCAAAUCAAAGUUCAGUCGGCGCUGGCGUCGCUGGAACCGGCUCUGUCGGAGGAAUUGUCGCUUGGCGGUGAAAUCAGUGCCAUUCUAUUGGCUGGUAAUAAUUCUGGUGUUCCUCAACACUUUGACCAUCUCUUCAGAACAUUACAAUCAGCCAAAUUGGCUCACACAAGUACAGGAUGUGGCCAAUAAAGUGCUACUGGCCUUGUUCACGUGUGAGAUGUUGGUGAAGAUGUACAGUCUGGGCCUGCAGGCUUAUUUUGUUUCUCUAUUUAAUCGUUUUGACUGCUUUGUGGUGUGUGGAGGCAUCACGGAGACGAUCCUAGUGGAGCUUGAGAUCAUGUCACCUCUCGGAAUCUCAGUGUUUCGAUGUGUGCGACUGCUCAGGAUCUUUAAAGUUACACGUCAUUGGGCAUCUCUCAGUAACCUUGUGGCAUCUCUGCUGAACUCUAUGAAGUCCAUCGCCUCUCUCCUGCUGCUGCUCUUCCUCUUCAUCAUCAUCUUCAGCCUCCUUGGAAUGCAAGUUUUCGGUGGGAAGUUCAACUUUGAUGAAACUCAAACGAAGAGGAGCACCUUUGAUAACUUCCCUCAGGCCUUGCUCACUGUGUUUCAGAUCCUGACUGGUGAAGACUGGAAUGCAGUCAUGUAUGAUGGCAUAAUGGCUUAUGGUGGCCCAUCAUCAUCUGGAAUGAUCGUGUGCAUCUACUUCAUCAUCCUCUUCAUUUGUGGAAACUACAUUCUUCUGAAUGUAUUCUUGGCCAUCGCUGUGGACAACCUGGCAGACGCAGAGUCUCUGAACACAGACAAUGAUGAUAAGAAGAAAUGUGAUGAAAUUGAGGAAAUUGAAGAAGACAUCAAGGCUGAGGAGGAGGAUGAGAAGGACAAUGCAGAGGAGGAAGAAGACGAGCCGGACGUUCCAGCAGGGCCCCGCCCACCGAUCUCAGAACUCAUUAAGAAGGAGAAAAUCACUCCAAUUCCAGAGGGCAGUGCAUUCUUCAUCUUUAGCAACACAAACCCAAUUAGAGUCGCAUGCCACAAGCUGAUUAACCAUCACAUCUUCACCAACCUCAUCCUCGUGUUCAUCAUGCUAAGCUCCGCCUCCUUGGCUGCUGAGGAUCCAAUCAGAAACUUCUCGGCCCGCAACAUUAUACUUGGUUACUUUGACUAUGCUUUCACGGCUAUCUUUACUGUAGAGAUCGUGUUGAAGAUGACAACGUAUGGUGCAUUUCUCCAUAAAGGGGCGUUCUGCAGGAACUACUUCAAUCUUCUUGAUCUGCUGGUGGUCGGCGUGUCUCUGGUCUCUUUUGGAAUACAAUCAUCGGCCAUUUCCGUGGUAAAGAUCUUGAGAGUCCUGAGGGUGCUGCGUCCACUCAGGGCCAUAAACAGAGCUAAAGGACUCAAGCAUGUGGUCCAAUGUGUGUUUGUGGCCAUCAGGACUAUUGGAAACAUUAUGAUUGUCACCACACUGCUACAGUUCAUGUUCGCCUGCAUUGGCGUACAGCUCUUCAAGGGGAAGUUUUAUCGUUGUAACGAUGAAGCCAAGUCCAGCCCAGAGGAGUGCAAGGGAACGUAUAUAAUGUAUAAGGAAGGAGAUGUGAAUCAGCCAAUCAUUCAGAAGCGCCUGUGGCAUAACAGCGAUUACAACUUUGAUAACGUGCUCAUGGCUAUGAUGGCUCUAUUCACAGUGUCCACGUUUGAAGGCUGGCCAUCGUUGUUGUAUAAGGCCAUUGACUCCAACCGUGAGAACAUGGGUCCAAUCUACAACUACCGUGUGGAGAUUUCUAUCUUCUUCAUCAUCUACAUCAUCAUCAUCGCCUUCUUCAUGAUGAACAUCUUCGUGGGUUUCGUGAUCGUGACUUUUCAAGAACAGGGAGAGAAAGAGUACAAAAACUGCGAGCUGGACAAGAACCAGCGUCAGUGUGUGGAAUAUGCAUUAAAAGCACGUCCUCUGAGAAGAUACAUCCCAAAGAACCCAUAUCAGUAUAAGUUCUGGUAUGUGGUGAACUCCACUGGCUUUGAGUACAUCAUGUUUGUGCUGAUCUUACUUAACACCAUCUGUCUCGCAGUACAGCACUACGGUCAGUCUGAGCUGUUUAAUUAUGUCAUGGACAUCCUCAACAUGGGCUUUACUGCGGUCUUCACUGUAGAGAUGGUACUCAAACUGAUCGCCUUCAAACCCAGGCAUUAUUUCACUGACGCAUGGAACACAUUUGAUGCCUUAAUUGUUGUCGGUAGCGUCGUAGAUAUUGCUAUCACUGAAGUCAACCCCACAGAGGCACCACAGGUGGAUGAGGCCGGGAACACAGAGGACAGUGCUCGCAUCUCUAUCACCUUCUUUCGACUUUUUCGAGUAAUGCGAUUGGUCAAGUUGCUGAGCAGGGGGGAAGGCAUUCGAACGCUUCUUUGGACCUUCAUCAAGUCUUUCCAGGCUCUGCCUUAUGUCGCUUUACUGAUAGCUAUGCUGUUCUUCAUCUAUGCUGUGAUUGGCAUGCAGGUAUUUGGCAAGGUUGCUAUGGUGGAUCACACACAAAUCAACAGAAACAACAACUUCCAGACGUUCCCUCAGGCUGUGCUGUUGCUCUUCAGAUGUGCAACAGGUGAGGCCUGGCAGGAGAUCAUGUUAGCAUGUAUGACUGGGAAGCUUUGUGACCCAGAAUCGGACUAUAAUCCUGGAGAAGAGAUGACUUGUGGAAGCAGCUUUGCCAUCAUCUACUUCAUCACCUUCUACAUGCUCUGCGCCUUCCUGAUCAUUAACUUGUUUGUGGCUGUCAUCAUGGAUAACUUUGACUAUCUGACCCGUGAUUGGUCAAUUCUGGGUCCACAUCACCUUGACGAAUUUAAGAGGAUUUGGUCAGAGUACGAUCCAGAGGCUAAAGGCAGAAUAAAGCAUCUCGAUGUAGUGACGUUGUUACGGCGUAUUCAGCCCCCUCUUGGCUUUGGCAAACUUUGUCCUCAUAGAGUCGCCUGCAAAAGACUGGUGGCCAUGAAUAUGCCUCUGAAUAGUGACGGCACUGUCAUGUUUAACGCUACGCUUUUUGCUCUCGUGAGAACCGCAUUGAAGAUCAAAACGGAAGGUAACCUAGAACAGGCAAACGAAGAGCUCAGAGCUGUUAUUAAGAAGAUCUGGAAAAGGACGAGCAUGAAGCUUCUGGAUCAAGUAGUGCCCCCUGCUGGUGAUGAUGAGGUAACGGUGGGGAAGUUCUAUGCCACUUUCCUGAUACAGGACUACUUUAGGAAAUUCAAGAAACGCAAAGAGGAAGGCCUGGUGGGCGUGCAUCCAGCGCAGAACAACACAGCAAUCGCACUGCAGGCUGGCCUCCGUACACUGCAUGACAUUGGGCCAGAAAUCCGCCGUGCAAUAUCGUGUGACCUGCAAGAUGACGAGCUAGUAGACUUUAUGCCAGAAGAGGACGAGGAAAUUUAUAGGCGAAAUGAUGGACUCUUUGGCAACCACAUCAACCACAUAAAUGGAGACCCGAGAAGAAGCUCUGGCCACCAGACAAACGCAACACAGCGGCCCCUACAGGUGCAGCCGCCCCCACAUUAUGCCCACAUGGAACAACAUGUGGGGCGCUUGGGCCGCGCCAAUGCCAUGGCGCAGCAAAACCACCAUCGCCACCACCACCAUCAUCACCACCAUCAUCAUCACAAUUCCUACAAGUCGCCCAAGUCUACCAACAUCAACCUCAACAAUGCCAACUUUUCCAGUUUACCCAAUGGAGGACACAAUCGGUUCUAUGAGCAUAUGCCUCCUAACGGCUAUCCAGGAUCGUACUACAGAGAAUACGACAAGCCCAGGACCCCAAACGGGCAAAGAAGGCGCUACUAUGAGACGUAUAUUAGGUCACACGGCAGUGAAAGAAGACGACCGGCAAUACGUCGUGAAGAGGAGUACGAUGAAGAUUGUUAUUCUGGCGAGUACUACAGUGGAGAGGAGUUUUACGAAGAUGACAGAAUGCUGUCGGGUGAUAGGUACCCCAAUAGUGACCAGGAGUAUGAGACACCACGGGGUUACCAUCAUCCUGACAGUUACUAUGAUGAUGACGAGCAGCCCCUUUAUCAUGAUUCACAUAGGUCGCCAAAGAGAAGACUGCUUCCUCCAACACCACAAGGGAAUCGGGGACCGUCGUUCAAUUUUGAGUGUCUACGCAGGCAGAGCAGUCAAGAUGAUCUUCCUCACCAGCGUACUGCUCUUCCGUUACAUCUCAUGCAACACCAGGUGAUGGCAGUAGCAGGUCUAGACUCCAGCAGGGCUAACAGGCUUUCACCUACACGAUCUACCAGAUCAUGGGCGUCACCUCCACCCACUCCUGCAAGUAAAGAUCGAACCCCCUACUACACGCCACUCAUCCGUGUAGAUCGCCCUCUAAGGGACAGCGCCAGCAGCAGUCACUCCUCCAUACGGAAAAGCUUGUGGUAUACAGACGACCCUGAAUACCAGCAGAGGAACUACUCGCCCAUUCACCUGCAGGUCCCACCUGAGUUCAGACACCAGUACCACCAGAAGAGAGGCAGUGCAACCAGCCUGGUAGAGGCGGUGUUGAUAUCAGAAGGCUUGGGUCGAUACGCCAAGGAUCCGAAGUUCGUAGCAGCCACGAAGCACGAGAUUGCGGAUGCCUGUGAGAUGACCAUCGAUGAGAUGGAGAGCGCUGCCAGCCACCUCCUAAAUGGCAGCAUUGCGCCAGGAGUCAAUGGUGUUAAUGUGUUUCCCAUACUGGGUCACAGAGACUACGAGCUACAUGAUGUCUCGGCUAGCUAUAGUGAUGAUGAACCUGAGCCAGAACUUCGACCGCGGUACGAGGAGGACCUGGCGGACGAAAUGAUAUGCAUUACCACUUUAUAGCAUCUGGUUAGCAGCUAACAUGACCACUUUAUAGUGUCUGCUUAGCGGAUAAUGCUUAAAUGACUGCUUUAUAGCAUCUAGGUGGCGGCUAACGCUAACAUAGCCACUAUAAAACAUCUAGUUAGCGACUAAUGCUAACGUGAUAACUUUAUAGCAUCUGGUUAGAAGCUUACCUUAAAAAAUUAGCAUGUUCUUCAAAAAACUGAUCAAUGAAACAAAUAUAAAGUAUAUUUAUUGGCUUACUACCUAAAGAAGUGCCUUUACAGCGGAACAGAAAGGCACCAAAUGUAUGGGCUCGUUGGUCCCGACCACUCAUUUCCUGUUCAGCCAGGAACUUGGCAGCCACAACGCCGGAGAUGAGAUCAUUUUGCGGCAUUUAGCCAUGUUUUUUUGACUGAAUAGGGGGACCACCUACAACUUGAAGUUGAGAUCUGUCACUGCAGGACAUGGACCAAUGAGCAGUGAGGGGAGGUACCCAGGGGCAGGCUGUUUCCAAGGUGAUGACAAUCAGAGUGAAUAUGUCAUUACCUCAGUCACUUUAUUAAGGGUUUUGCAUAUCAAGCAUGUUGCAAGCUCAAUGCAAGCUCAGUAUGGCAUAUCCCUCGACAAAGGCUUUAGUUUCAACUUAUGACCCUCACUUUAUUUUAGUAACCUUAAGGUACAACUGCAUAUUUUAGAGAACAACCACUAAUUAUACAACACUGGUUUACAAUAAAGAUAUCAUGCAGAGUUGUGGUAAACUGGACACAAUUUACAAGAGAAUUUCAGCAUUUGUGUUGAAUGCACUAGCAGACAGGUUAUUUUUUAAUUUAGGAUAGCCUGUUUGAUAUUUCAUAGUAUGCUGUAAAUGACUUGUAAUAUAUAAAGCAAAAGAAAAACUUUGUAAAGAGACAUUAUAUAUUUUGUAAGUGUGAACUGUACAUAAAAAGUCAGCAAUAUUAAUCCUAAUUGAUGUUAUUGCAUUUCAAAAAGAAGAAAUUUGGUGUUAUUUUAAUAGGUUCUGUACUUUAUUAAAUUCUCUGCCUUUAUUCUUUGCUCAUAUGCAUUCUUUCUUGUUUGCGAAAAAUAGAACAAAAAAGCCAAUUUUAUAUGAGGUUAUGUCUGUAACACACCUGCCGCACAAGAUAUGCAAUUGUUUCUUCAGUGUCUGCUUUCAUAACCGUAACCAACAUAGUGUUCCUUUAAAAUCUAUGACAUGCAGUAUGGGUCACAAAAAGUUGACCUCCAUUAUGGAGAUUUCUGUAGGGCUUACAUAAUUGUCUUAAUUGUGUUUUUGUUUUUGCUUUUUUUUUUGAAUAUUUUGUGCAGGGAAGGUGCACAGGAGGGUGCAAUGGUAAAUGCUUUGUGCAUUAACAAUGCUGCUUAAUUAGUCUGCAGUUAAACUGUACGACCCUCACCAGGAACAUGCUGCCAUUUGGAAAAGCCUGCUGCCAUUGGCUGAUCUAUGAACAGCUGAUCUUGGAAUAGUGUGCAUGCUCCCCAACUACUUCAAAGGGAGACCCAAAGCUAGUUUCAGAUCAGUGAUUAAUUUCUAACAAUAUUAUUGGGUGUUUUGUGCCCUUAUGGGUACAUAUUUAAAUAUUCUUUUAGGGUUUAUAAUAACAGUGAUGAUGAUGAUGAUAAUGAAGAAGAUUAUGACAAAAAAUGUUUUGAUUAUUUGUGGAAGUUUUGGGUUGCUUGAAGAGUUAUGUUCACAUCGUGCAUUCUUAUAGGGAUAUUUCACACAAAAAUGAAAAUAUUGUUAUUAUUUACUAGCACCCAUGUUGCUCCAAACCGCUAGCAGACGUUUUCAAGACUCUUCAACAGUUCAUAGUGACCACAUCUGUCAAGCCCUAAAAACAUACAAGUACCUUACAAGUAGUCCAUAUGACUUCUAACCUUAACCUAUGCCUAUACCUAAUCAAUAGUGUUCAAAAUCCAAAUGAGAAAUGAAAAGCACACAUUCCAAAGCAACCACGUUAUCUCGUGUAACUUCAAUGAUGCUUUUGUCUCGCGUGCUUGACUGGUCUUGAACCGGUGACCUCCGAGUCCAAAGACUAACGCUUCAUCAGGUGAGCAACCGUGCAAGCUAAUCACGUUGGAUUAAGUGUGUAAAUGUAGGUGAGUCUGUAAUACAAGCGUUAAAAGAUAUCGUUAAAUAUCUUUAACAAAUAAUGUGUUAUAGUAAAAGUGUUUCAAUAUCAUAACAUAGCAGUGUGUGAGUAAUAGUACAAAAACAAGUGUUUAUAAAGCCAUAAUCAGCCGCUAUAGUAGGGAUUUGCGUGAAAGUGAAUAAAAUGCACAGUUGUUGUAGUCACGAAACAUGGAACUCGGCACGUAAAAGUCAGUUUGCAAAAAUGUUGUUAUAAUAAUUUUCAUUCUAUGAGACUAGGUUGGAUAAUUUUGUGCGAGAAAAGGCAAAAAUAAUUGUACAUAUUUACUGACAAUCUUCCUUUCCGGCGCAGAUCUGAAAUUUCAUUUUCCAUUCCACAUGUUCAAACUGGUGCCGCGCUCGGUUACGACACAUAUUUUGGAAUCUGAAAGCAGAAACGGUGAGAUUUCAGAAUGGCAGGAAAUUAUCAGUGAAUAACGACAUAAAUUUUGGUCUGUCCCUCACACAAAACUAUUGUUCAGUUUUCGUAGACUCAGAAUAUAACGCAUCACGUAGACUAAUGUUCAUAUGGAGUCAUGUUGACUACUUUUAUUGUGUUUUGUUGUCCUUUUAGGGCUUGACAGAUGUGGUCAUUAUGAACGUUGUACUGAAAAGAUCCAUGUUAAUAUUCUUAGAAAAGUUUACUUUUUGUAAAAAAAAAAACAUUUAAAUUAAAUACUAUUUUUUUUUUUUUUUUUAAAAAACAGCAUAUGGGUAUGGAAUGACAUGAAGGUGAGUAAAUAAUGACAGUAUUUUAAUAUUAGAUUAUUUAUUCCUUUAAGACAGGGCAAUAAACUGGUUAAGCAAUACUGAUCCCCCUUUCCCCUCCUUUUGUUUCUAUUUUGCAUUUGUAUUUUCUCACUUCAGCUCUGGCAUCUGCAGAUACCUCUUUUAGUGCAGGGGAAACAUAUCAGCAAUUGAAUCAUCAUUUUUCGUGAGCAUUUUUGCUAUUCAUGUGUUGUAAAUUCUGAGCCUUUUCCUUAGGGCUCAGCACAGAAUUACACGAUUCAACUGACCUUUUGUCACUUCCAACAGACUAAUUAAUGCUGAGCAUUAAGGUUAAAACUGUUUGAUUGCAAAGGCCAUUGCCUUGAAGUGUAAAGCUUUAGAAAAGGGAUAGUUCACACAAUAAUUUAAAUUCUGCCAUCAGUUAAUCACCUUCAUGAUUUUUUAAAACCGUAUAAUUUUCUGUCUUUGUGGAACACAAAAGAUAUUAGAAAUAUUGCUAGCCUCAAUCACUAUUCACUUUCAUUGCAUCUGUUUUUCCAAUACAAUGAAAGUGAAUGUUGACUGAGACUGCUUUGAAUGACAUGGAGCGCAUAUAGUGACAGAAGUUUCAUUUUUGGGUGAACUAUCCCUUUAAGUAAGCGGGAAAAUAGUUUGCUGAAAUUAUUGUUAAUGAGUGUUGUUCUCAUGUGUUUUGGAAGAGUACUAUGCUUUUCAGUCAACCGAAAACUGUCAUGAAACUUGUGGGUUCAACCACUGCGUGUGCACAUCUGAAAGGGCUCUUUGAAAUGUUCCAUGCGGAAAAAAAAUACAUUUGUGUUCUGGUCUUCAUGUUGAUUAUACUGUAUCUUGUAAACGGACCAAUGCACAUUCUUGGCACAUUGUACUAUUCGUAGCAAUUACUGGUAAGGAUAAUAAAAUAUGCAUUAUUUUUAACAAAAACAAAAUGUAAAUAAAAAAAAAAACUUUAACUUUUACCUCGUGUCAGGGACUACUGAAAAGAAAGAAAAAAUUUGGUUCUUAAUAUACCAAUGUGAUUUUACUAUUAGCACACUGCUGUUUGUCUUUGCACAAUUUACUGUAAUGUGCAAUUUGUUUUCCCUGUUUUCUAUUCAUAUUUUGUGUAUUAAGGUGGGCGAACUUUGUACUUUUUUCUGUGACUGUGCGUACGGUUUAGUGAAAUAUAUAUUUGUCAUUUACAUCUCACUUUUCAGUGCUGGGACUAGCAUAUAAGGAGAACUGUGGAAAAAGGUGCACUCCUUUGUAUUGUUAACGCUGACAUGUUAACAAAAAAUGGAAAGAAGUAUUAUACAAGUUUUCAGAGCCACAUAUAUUGAUUAUCACAUUUUCAUCUAGAGUUGUUGCUACUACUAUUAUAUAUUUUUUCUUAUUAAUGCUGUAAGGGAAAAUAAGAUUAUAUUGUAACAUAUGUACAAACAUAAUGGAAAGAUGCGUGGUAAUGUUCUCCAUUUGAAAGUCCUUCUCUUUGCUCUGUUAUGGUUUUAAUUUCAUGAAGGAAAAAGAUUUUCUCUUCGUAGCAGAUGACUUCUAAUAUCCCUCUAGGUUUUGUAUUGAUAAUUUUUUUUUUGUAAUUUUCCUAUUUAUUUUGGC
Xyrauchen texanus (razorback sucker) is the source of this 10747-nucleotide messenger RNA. RefSeq names its product calcium channel, voltage-dependent, L type, alpha 1D subunit, a (gene cacna1da). The record is from RefSeq and is a predicted model, not a curated record. Gene Ontology annotation, biological process: calcium ion import across plasma membrane. Gene Ontology annotation, cellular component: voltage-gated calcium channel complex; membrane. Gene Ontology annotation, molecular function: high voltage-gated calcium channel activity. Lineage: Eukaryota; Metazoa; Chordata; Actinopteri; Cypriniformes; Catostomidae. Bases 1 to 6279 code for a protein of 2092 amino acids. The transcript is spliced from 48 exons.